Hypanus sabinus (Atlantic stingray) is the source of this 9048-nucleotide messenger RNA. RefSeq names its product nidogen 2a (osteonidogen) (gene nid2a). Gene Ontology annotation, cellular component: basement membrane. The record is from RefSeq and is a predicted model, not a curated record. NCBI's taxonomy places the organism in Eukaryota, Metazoa, Chordata, Chondrichthyes, Myliobatiformes, Dasyatidae. Gene Ontology annotation, biological process: cell-matrix adhesion. Bases 191 to 6892 code for a protein of 2233 amino acids. The transcript is spliced from 31 exons.
UCAGCCAAUGAGAGGGCAGAGAAUGGGGCAUUCCUGCCCCUCUCCUAGGGUUAUUGGCUGCAGGGUCUGCGGCAGUUCCGGGGUUAAAAUUCCACUAAAGAUCGAGCUAUAAAACCGGGAGAUCAGCGCCCCUAACAGCUUCUUUCUUUCUUUUCUUAUCCACCCGGGAACAGAAAUAUUCGUUUCCACAAUGCAAGGAAAGAGAUUCGUUUUACUUUUAAAACUUCACUGUAUUCUUUGCUUGGUUUCUGCAAUUCAAAGAAAGGAUCUUUUUCCGUUUGGUUCACACGCAGGGGACCUUACCCUUCAAGAAGGCGACGAUGAAACCUCUGCAGUUAUAAGACUCAAAAGCCCACUUGUUUUCUAUGAUACACACUUCAACAAUCUUUACGUAGGGACGAACGGUAUCAUUUCCCUGCAAGAUUUGCCCAGGGAGACGCAGUAUGUAGAUGAUGGAUUCCCAUUCGAUUUCCCGGUGAUAGCGCCCUACCUGUCCGACAUCGACACAAGUCGUGGCCGAGGACGGAUUUACUACAGAGAAGACGAUUCUUCAGAUACUCUGGACCGCGCCGGCCAAGAAAUCAGGAAAGCCUUUCCCCGGAGCUCAGUCACUCCAACCAACACUUUCAUCGCCACUUGGGAGAACGUGGCGCCUUAUGAGGAAGUGACGCGUUCGACACCCUCUUCUAACAGGUUCAACACCUUUCAAGCGGUAUUGGCUUUUGAUGAAUCAAAUUCCUACGCAAUUUUCCUCUACCCGGAGGAUGGCUUGCACUUCUUUGGGACGCGUCCAAAAGAAUCCUACAAUGUUCAGAUCGAGUUACCCGCUCGGGUCGGCUUCAGCAGAGGAGAAUCAGAGUACACACAAUGGAGACGAGAAAGUUCCUAUUAUAGUAUUACCACCAAUGAACAAUCUGUUAAAAAUCUCUAUCAGAAAGGCAAUUCAGGUACUCGAGGAGUAUGGGCUUUUCAUAUUGGUGGAACUUCAUCCUUCAACAAUAUAAUGCAAGCAAAAUUCAGCGGGGAGACUUCAGGAGAGGAUCAUAUUGUUACUUUGGAUAGUUCCUUGAGAGGUCCAGUUAUCCCUGUUUCACAGGAAUCUGAUUAUGCAGAAAAUGAAGAUUACAGGCACCAUUAUGACAAUGAAGAGUCUGAGUACACACCCUCCAUUUCCAUGGCACCUCAUGGAAGAGUUGCUGGUAUUCCCGAUGAUCCACCGUAUCCAGAUGCAGGCAUUAUUCCAUCCUAUCCUGAAGGCUAUCCCGAGGCAGGCGUCAUGUCAUCAUAUCCCGAAUCUGGGGCUUUUUCAUCGUACCCAGAAAGAGGCCCUGAGGUUGGGACCAGGAUGACGUACCCCAAUGGAUACUCAGAAAUUGUGCCUAGAAAUCAGUUACCAGUUACCUCAGGCAGACAUGUUGUCAGCGUGGAUGAAGAUGCAGAGCUUGGCACUGGUGUCUUUACUUACAAUACAGGUUCAAAGGAAACUUGUGAGAGAAACCAGAAACAAUGUUCCCAGAAUGGCUACUGUACUGAUUACUCUAGUGGAUUCUGCUGCCAUUGCCAGUCUGGUUACUAUGGCAACGGAAGGCAAUGCCUACCAGAAGGUGUUACUCAGCGUGUGAAUGGAAAAGUAAAUGGAAAAUUAAUGGUAGGAGACAGUCGAAGGCCUGUGGAGUUUAAGAAUGCUGACCUGCAUGCAUAUGUAGUUAUAAAUGAUGGGCGAUCCUUUACAGCAAUUAGCCAAAUUCCUGGGUUAGCAGGCUGGGCCAUGCAAUCGUUGUCAAUAAUUGGAGAUCUUUUUGGAUGGCUGUUUGCUUUGCAGCAGCCAGGCUUCAAAAAUGGCUUUAGCAUUGCAGGUGCCAAAUUUAUUCGCAAUAUUGAUAUCACCUUUUUUCCGGGCAAUAAACAGUUAAAUAUAAUACAAAUAGCUCGGGGUUUGGAUGCACAGAAUUAUCUCAGUGUCACUACUGAGAUUGAGGGAGAGUUGCCCGAUAUUGCUGCAGGAGCUUCAGUCCAGGUCCAGCCAUAUAAUGAAGUUUACUACCGUUCCAGUUCUGCAAUUACCUCUACAACCUACAGAGAAUAUUCUGUUGAAUCUGGGAAUGGUGAGACACAGAGACUCCGUUACCAAUUGAAGCAGAACAUUACCUAUUAUGACUGUGAGCAUGCACCAAAGACCAUUCCAGAAGCCCAACAACUUGAUGCAGAGCGUAUAUUUGUUUUAUAUAAUCAGAAUGAACAGGUGGUCAGAUAUGGGAUGAUCAGCCAGAUUGGACCGGUCAGAGAUAACUCCAGGCCCGUACGAGUAAAUCCGUGUCAGGAUGGAACCCACGGCUGUGAUCCAAAAGCACAGUGUUACCCGGUGAAUAACCACGAUCACAUCUGCAAAUGCACACCAGGCUAUGAAGGAGAUGGCAAAGUUUGCACAGAAAGCAGUGAACGUCCAAAAACGCCUUGUGAACAGCAAAGAGAGAGACUGCAGGCAGAGAGCCUUCAUGGGGCUCUUGUUGGCGUUCACAUCCCUCAGUGUGAUGACGAGGGGAACUUCAGGCCGAUGCAGUGUCACAACGGUACAGGAUACUGCUGGUGUGUGUACGAGAAUGGACAGGAGGUUCCCGGGACGAGGACAGCCCCUGGAACUGGUCAGCCACGCUGUGAGCUCCCAUCAGUCAAUGAGCGUCCGAAGUCUGCCUGUGAGCAGCAGCGAGAGCGGUUAGAAACAGAGAGGAGCCUGCGUGGGCCUCUUCUGGGAGUCCACAUCCCUCAGUGUGACGACGAGGGGAACUUCAGGCCGAUGCAGUGUCACAGCAGCACCGGCCACUGCUGGUGUGUGUACGAGAAUGGACAGGAGGUUGCAGGGACGAGAAGAGCCCCCGGAUCUGGUCAACCACAUUGCGGACAGCCAGACAGUGAGCGUCCGAAGUCUGCCUGUGAGCAGCAGCGAGAGCGGUUAGAAACAGAGAGGAGCCUGCGUGGGCCUCUUCUGGGAGUCCACAUCCUUCAGUGUGACGACGAGGGGAACUUCAGGCCGAUGCAGUGUCACAGCAGCACCGGCCACUGCUGGUGCGUGGAUGAAAAUGGACAGGAGGUUCCCGGGACGAGGACAGCCCCUGGAACUGGUCAGCCACGCUGUGGGGUGCCAGUGACCUACGAGCACCCGAAGUCUGCCUGUGAGCAGCAGCGAGACCGAAUACAAGUGGAAAUGAGCCUGCGCGGGCCUCUCAUCGGACUCCACGUCCCUCAGUGUGACGAAGAAGGCAACUUCAGGCCGAUGCAGUGUCACAGCAGCACAGAAUACUGCUGGUGUGUGUACGAGAAUGGACAGGAGGUUCCUGGGACGAGGACAGCCCCUGGAACUGGUCAGCCACGCUGUGGGGAGCCAGUGACCAAUGAGCGUCCCAAGUCUGCCUGUGAGCAGCAGCGAGAACGGACGCAAGCGGAGAUAAGCCUGCGUGGGCCUCUCGCUGGACUCCACAUCCCUCAGUGUGAUGACGAGGGGAACUUCAGGCCGAUGCAGUGUCACAGCGGCACAGGAUACUGCUGGUGUGUGUACGAGAAUGGACAGGAGGUUCCCGGGACGAGGACAGCCCCUGGAACUGGUCAACCACGCUGUGGGGUGCCAGAAACCAGCGAACGCCCAAAGACUGCUUGUCAACAGCAGCAAGAGCAACUGCGAGCAAUAUUGAGCCUGCGCAGUCCCAUUUCUGGACUCCACAUCCCUCAGUGCGAUGAAGAAGGGAACUUCAGGCCAUUGCAGUGCCAUCACAGCACGGGAUACUGCUGGUGUGUCCAUGAAAAUGGACAGGAAGUUCCAGGAACUAUGACACCUCCUGGAAUAAGUCAACCACAUUGUGACCAGCCAGGAGACAAUGAGCGCCCUAAGACUGCCUGUGAGCAGCAGCGAGAACACUUAGAAACGAUGAGCCGGCAUGGGUCCCAGCCCCUGGUUGGUGUCCACAUCCCUCAGUGUGACGACGAGGGGAACUUCAGGCCGAUGCAGUGUCACAGCGGUACAGGAUACUGCUGGUGUGUGUACGAGAAUGGACAGGAGGUUCCCGGGACGAGGACAGCCCCUGGAACUGGUCAGCCACGCUGUGGACUUCCAGACAGUGAGCGCCCAAAGUCUGCCUGUGAGCAGCAGCGAGAGCGGUUAGAAACAGAGAGGAGCCUGCAUGGGCCUCUUCUGGGAGUCCACAUCCUUCAGUGUGACGACGAGGGGAACUUCAGGCCGAUGCAGUGUCACAGCAGCACCGGCCACUGCUGGUGCGUGGAUGAAAAUGGACUGGAAAUUACUGGGACUAGGACAGCACCUGGAUCUGCUCAACCACGUUGUGGGCUUCCAGACAGUGAGCGCCCAAAGUCUGCCUGUGAGCAGCAGCGAGAGCGGUUAGAAACAGAGAGGAGCCUGCAUGGGCCUCUUCUGGGAGUCCACAUCCCUCAGUGUGACGACGAGGGGAACUUCAGGCCGAUGCAGUGUCACAGCAGCACCGGCCACUGCUGGUGCGUGGAUGAAAAUGGACUGGAAAUUACUGGGACUAGGACAGCACCUGGAUCUGCUCAACCACGUUGUGGGCUUCCAGACAGUGAGCGCCCAAAGUCUGCCUGUGAGCAGCAGCGAGAGCGGUUAGAAACAGAGAGGAGCCUGCAUGGGCCUCUUCUGGGAGUCCACAUCCCUCAGUGUGACGACGAGGGGAACUUCAGGCCGAUGCAGUGUCACAGCAGCACCGGCCACUGCUGGUGUGUGUACGAGAAUGGACAGGAGGUUCCCGGGACGAGGACAGCCCCUGGAACUAAUCAACCACGCUGUGUCUUGCCAGUUUUAACAAGCAAUGAACGCCGCAAAGCUGCAUGUGAAAAGCUGCGAGAGAGAUUACAAACGGAUAUGACUAUGUUCGGAUCUGAACCUCGGGUGGGUGUCCACAUCCCUCAGUGUGACGACGAAGGGAACUUCAGGCCGAUGCAGUGUCACAGCAGCACCGGCCACUGCUGGUGCGUGGAUAAAAAUGGACUGGAAAUUACUGGGACUAGGACAGCACCUGGAUCUGCUCAACCACGUUGUGGGCUUCCAGUGGCCAAUGAGCGUCCCAAGUCUGCCUGUGAGCAGCAGCGAGAACGGACGCAAGCGGAGAUAAACCUGCGUGGGCCUCUCGUUGGACUCUACAUCCCUCAGUGUGAUGACGAGGGGAACUUCAGGCCGAUGCAGUGUCACAGCAGCACAGGAUACUGCUGGUGUGUGUACGAGAAUGGACAGGAGGUUCCCGGGACGAGGACAGCCCCUGGAACUGGUCAGCCACGCUGUGGGGAGCCCGCAAAUGAACGCUCGAAGUCUGUCUGUGAGCAGCACCGAGAACGGGUGGAGUCAGAGAUGCGUGGGUCCCAGCCCCUGGUUGGACUCCACAUCCCUCAGUGUGAUGACGAGGGGAACUUCAGGCCGAUGCAGUGUCACAGCAGCACAGGAUACUGCUGGUGUGUGUACGAGAAUGGACAGGAGGUUCCCGGGACGAGGACAGCCCCUGGAACUGGUCAGCCACGCUGUGGGGAGCCAGUAUUGACGGAAAAUCCAAAGCCACCUUGUGUAGAGCUGCGGGAUCAAGUGCAGGCGGAGCUCAGUCAGAGCAGGCCUCGACCUGCUGUCGGUGCGUACAUCCCUCAGUGUGAUGUCGAAGGCAACUUCAAGCCUCUGCAAUGUCACAGCAGCACAGGGCAGUGCUGGUGCGUGGAUGAACUGGGGCAAGAAAUCUCUGGGACUAGGACUCUUCCUGGAAGCGCUCAUCCACAAUGUGGGCUGCCAGAACCCUUACAGCGUCCGCAGACAGUGUGUGAGCGCUGGAGGUUCAGCCUUCUGGAACACUAUGGUGGCAGACCAGCUGAUGACCAGUAUGUACCUCGGUGCACAGAGUUUGGAGACUUCAGUCCUUUGCAGUGCCAUGGAAACAGUGGUUAUUGUUGGUGUGUGGAUAAAGAUGGUCGAGAAAUUCAAGGAACACGGACUGAACCUGGCACUCCACCAGCAUGUAUACCAACUGUUGCACCUCCCACCACUCAGCCAACUACAGCAUCGGUUAUGACUGUGCCACCCACAGGGGUCUUCCUUUUAUAUGCUCAGGGACAGCACAUUGGGUACCUGCCGCUGAAUGGUACUCGGCUAAACACAGAAGAAGCCAAGAGCCUGUUAGCUCUUCAUGGUUCAAUUAUUAUUGGUAUUGACUAUGACUGCAGGGAUAAGAUGGUUUAUUGGACGGAUGUUGCAGGCCGAACUAUCAAUCGAGUUAGUUUGGAACCUGGUGCAGAGCCAGAAAUAAUCAUUAAUACAGGACUGACUAGUCCUGAAGGACUAACCAUAGACUACAUCCACAGAAACCUGUUUUGGACCGAUAGUGGAUUAGAUAAAAUAGAAACAGCUGCAAUCGAUGGGUCCAAACGGCGAGUUCUUGUUGAUACUGAUCUGGUAAAUCCCAGAGCAAUUGUAGUGGACUCUCAUAGUGGUAACCUUUACUGGACAGACUGGAAUCGUGAAGCUCCUAAAAUUGAAACUUCUCAUUUAGAUGGUACUAAUAGAAGGAUAUUAGUUAAAAAUGAUAUUGGAUUGCCCAAUGGGUUGACAUUUGACCCAUUUUCCUCACAACUCUGCUGGGCUGAUGCUGGAACCAAAUAUCUGGAGUGCAUAUUUCCAGAUGGGACAGGAAGACGAGUAGUGCAGAGUGGUCUAAACUAUCCUUUCAGUAUUGUUGCCUACUCAAAUCAUUUUUACUACACAGACUGGAGAAGAGAUGGGAUUAUUGUUGUGCCUAAAGAUGGCAGCCAGAUUACUGAUGAGUACCUACCCGAUCAGAGAUCACAUCUAUACGGAAUAACUGUUGCUUACCCUCGUUGUCCAUAUGGAAGAAAAUAAUGUCCCUACUGAUAAUGGCAACAGUUUUUCAUCAUUCUAUAUAUGGAGGGUGCUAUUUGGAUCAGGGCGCUGCAGACAGAAGUGAAUUCCGUUACCCCUCACCACCCCCUAUUAAGUAAGAGAAUCAAAACAAAAAUGAAAACAGAAUAACUAUUUUUGUUAAUUUUCAUACCUCAUUACUUAAAAGAAAACCACUACCAUACUUACUGUUAAAUUUUAGACAAUCACUGCCUAGUAUAAAUACCAGCACACGAGCCCUCUAAUUUUGAAAUUAUAAGAACAGUAACUUUAAGCUGUUGAGGCUUUAGGGAAGUAAUAUUUUUCUAAGUUUACAAAUUCUUUUUCUUUUCAAUUAUCGCAUUUCUAUAUUAUCUUAACCACCUUAAGUCUAACCAUCUUUCUAAAUCUUGACAUCUAAAGGGAGACAAUAAUUAUCAGUUUAUUUGCCAGGUACCAUAUAGUUGUUGGCCUGGUCAAGGUUAGGGAUUUUUUAGUUGUUUGAAUACAGCAUUUGAUAACAAAAAGCACAAAAAACAGUUGCAGAUUAUUGUACAUAUUCUUACUUAACCAAUACUUGAUAAAAUUUUCUAGAAAGGGUACUUUAAAUAGGCAGCAAUCUGAAACAAAGCAAUAACUGGAUUUUUGAGAAAUGUGUAUCAACCAUGAUGCAUUUGUUCAAAGUGAAACCGUAAGUUUAAAAACCCCUUCAAAGGAAGAUGAAAAUGGAAAAAAACUGUCAAAAUUCUUGUCCACUUGGCACCAAGUCCUUACAAAGUGUUCCCAACAAUUGGAGAGGUUUUCCAACCAUGGUUGCUUUAAAAAAAAAAUCAGGUUAUUUAAUAAGGGAAACAAAUAUUUUUUCUGGCAGUUAGUUCAUUUUUGGUGAUCUCAAAUAUUUUUAUGGUUUAGUAAUAUGCAGUAUUUGUUACUAGGAGUUGUAUUAAAUAUAUCUAAUGAUUUUGCAAUUAAUGUGAUGAGAAGUCCAGAAGAGCAAUCUCUUAGAACACAUUUUGUACUGGAAUUCAGACAAUUGCAUAGUUGAAAGAGCAGGAGAUGCAGAUUAAAAUCAAAAUAGCAUGGAAAGAAGCUUGAUAUUAACUUUUUCUUUAUCAUUAAGAUGCAGUGGGUGCAUUUGAAAGAUUGGACCCAAAUAGUUUGUUAGCACUAACCUCCCUAGGUGCAAAUGGGAUUGGACUUAUUUUUAAUGAUUAUUCAUAUAAAAUUCAAAUUUUUUUAAAAAAUAUGCUUACCUCAAGAUUUUUCCAGGAAAUUCUAUGAUCUCUUCAAUUUACAUCUUCAACUUUAAGGAAUUGAUCUAAAGUCUGUAUUGUUAGGUUAAUGUAAAUGCUAUUAGUAGUUGGCCUGAUUUAUAAAAAUUAUAUUGCUGCAAAAUAAAGGAGGUCUGUUCCCCAAGCUAUUGUAGCCUUUUAGAGUUGUGCUUUAAGCUAUAGCCUGGGAGUAGGCAGAUUUUUCACAGAAUCAGAAAAUAUUUGUUUCUUCAGUCUAACUUUGAAUAAUUCUUGGAAGCACCACAAUCAUACUGUUACAGCAUAUAAACAUGGCAGGUUACUAAAGCACCACAGCUGCCUCUACAAGCAAUUGACAAGCUACCCAGAUGAAAGUGGACAAGGGGAUUGAAAAGUAAUGAUUCCUUCUACACAAGCAGCACUGAUUUUCUUUUUACAAACAUUAGGCUAUCCCUCAGUUUGAAAUUUAAACAAAUUCUGAUGAAAAAGCAGCACACACCUCCUUAAGCAAUUCUCAAAUGAUCAAUAUACUGUUUAUCACUGAAAAAUAAAUUAAGCCGUUCUAGCUGUAGUAUUCACUGUGAGCUAUUAUGUUGAUUAGUACAUAUUCUCAGAUGAUUUAUGCACCAGUAAAUAUUUGAUUAAAUAAAUCUGUUCUUAAAAAAUCUAUUAUUUUGUAUUUGUUUCAUGCUAAAGUAUAAGAUCUACUGUUGUCCCAUGCAAAUUAUUUUUCUUGUAAAGGCAUAAAAUAAUUGACAGAAUCUAAACAGUUUAAUUUUAUACUUCUAUCCAUUUCCUUUUGUAAAGUGUAUAUACCAUCUAAAACAUGAUUAAGUAGACAAAAUCAUUGUUAUGCACACUCUUGUACUUUGUUCCAACUUGACAAUAAAGUCAUCUUUUAAUUUCUGA